AUGACAAACCUGCCGCUCCAUUUCUAUCUGCGCGACUUGAUUGGCAGUUGUCCCGAGCUUCCGCAAGUGGUGGCCGAUAACCCCCGCUGCGGUGCCUGUGAUCAGGAUCAGCACUACCCUCCCGCACAUAAUAACAACAACAACAUGUCGUUGGAUUGCUCCACACACUCCACGAGUAGUCAACAUUCGUCGCGUUGGGAUAGCAUGCCCAAGGCCAUUAUGGACAACCGCAUGAGGUAUCCGUCGCGUGAUCCUGUCGCUGCCGUUCACAAGAAUGACCCUCGUUUGACACUGAAGCAACCCAAACGCACUGGGUCAUUCGAAACCAACUUUGCACUCAAGGAUGGACUCUUGCCGCCGCGUAACAGAGGAAGGUCGUCAGCGUCAACAGCAUCAUCAUCAUCAUUACAGAGUAGCGGCAGUCAUCAUCGAAACACCAUCAUCCUACCGACACAGCCUCGCUCUGGUGUUCAUGAAAUUCUGGAUCAGGCCAUGGAUGAAUUGCAAUUGAACAACAGUCCACAACACGUUUGA
This is a messenger RNA of Seminavis robusta, 534 nucleotides long. NCBI's taxonomy places the organism in Eukaryota, Bacillariophyta, Bacillariophyceae, Naviculales, Naviculaceae. The record is from the annotation of a GenBank genome assembly.